Messenger RNA from Scophthalmus maximus (turbot), 1231 nucleotides. RefSeq names its product mediator complex subunit 8 (gene med8). Bases 49 to 921 code for a protein of 290 amino acids. Gene Ontology annotation, biological process: regulation of transcription by RNA polymerase II. Gene Ontology annotation, molecular function: RNA polymerase II cis-regulatory region sequence-specific DNA binding; transcription coregulator activity. The transcript is spliced from 7 exons. Lineage: Eukaryota; Metazoa; Chordata; Actinopteri; Pleuronectiformes; Scophthalmidae. Gene Ontology annotation, cellular component: core mediator complex; mediator complex. The record is from RefSeq and is a predicted model, not a curated record.
CAGGCCUUUAUUUUGACAACAGCGAACCGGAAGUGCCUCUAUCCGCUGAUGAUUUUGAGCAGUUCACCGUCAGCCUGUAGUCCAGCCAUGCAGCAAAGAGAAGAGAAGCAGCUGGAAGCGGCGACGGAGUCGCUCAUUUCUCGGGUGGCUCACGUGAAAAACGCUCUCCACAGUUUUAUCUAUAAGUUGGAAAAUGAAUACGAGCGUUUAACAUGGCCGUCUGUGUUGGACAACUUUGCGCUGCUCUCCGGUCAGCUGAACACCAUCAACAAACUGCUGAAGAACGAGAAGACGCCCUCCUUCCGCAAUCAGGUCAUAAUCCCCCUGCUCCUAUCACCGGACAGAGACGAAGAUCUAGCGAAACUCACGGAGCAGCGUGUCCCGGUGUUCAGCCAUGAGAUUGUGCCGGACUACUUGCGGACCAAGCCCGAUCCUGAGGUGGAGGAGCAGGAGAAACAGCUGAGUGUGGAGUCGGCGCGCAUCGGCCCAGAGGUGGCGCAGAAACAAAUCCAGGCGUUGAACAAGCUGUGUUCCAAUCUACUGGAGAAGCUGAACAAUCCACGCGAUGACAGAGAUUCAGAAAGUGCAUCAAUGAGACAGAACAAACCAUCCUUCAACCCCGCUGACACCAACGCGCUGGUCGGAGCUGUCGCAUUUGGAAAGGGGCUCUCCAAAUGCAGGCCGCCGGGCCCGGUCGCCCCUGGACACCCGGGUCAAGGUCCCAUGAUGGGCGGGGGUCCGACCCUACAGCAGGUCACCAUCGGUGGUGGCUCGGGUCAGCAGUCGGCCAUGGGAGGACCUGGGGCGCCGCAGCAGCAGGGACAGCCAGGUAGGAGAGCUGCAGAGCUGGGAAAAAUGCCAAGCAGCAUCAAGACAAACAUCAAAUCUGCGUCGGGUUCAAUGCACCCGUACAACCGAUGAGCUGCAAAACUCUCCUACAGGAAACGGAUAUAUUUACAGGUCAUACUGUACACACAGUGCCAUCUGCAUCAAAUGGACGACUUCUAACAAGCUAUCACCCUGCGAUCUCCCAUGACGUACAGACGUCACGUCUCGAGCGGAACAUUUUUUGUUCUUUGUGACUGUUUUACACUGUACACUACAGUGUUUAAUGCUGAGCUACAGCGUUGGAGCCACUAGGUGGCAGUAGGUCAUCAUUUACCGCAUCGUCGGCUCCUGUUAUUAACUGUACUCUCAACAUUUUUACAAUAAAAGAUGUGUUAAAAAAAGA